UUCAGCGUCUUCUUUGUACUACUCUAUGUCCAUUGGUUCAGGGCCGGCAGCAGGGUUCCGGAGUCUGGAGGGCAUGGACGGCGCUGAUUCUCCAUCUUCCCCAUCGGCGGUGGCGACCACCACCGUGUGUGUGACGGGAGCGACGGGGUACAUCGGGUCAUGGCUCGUCCGGUCGCUGCUCCGUAGAGGCUACAACGUUCAUGCCACCGCCAGAGAUACAGGUAAAGCAUCACGCCUCCUGUCAACUUUCAGCGGAAACAGUGGGCUGAAAAUCUUCAGAUCUGAUCUUAAUGAGGAAGGCAGCUUUGAUGAGGCGGUAAAGGGUUGUCUUGCAGUUUUCCAUGUAGCAGCUUCCAUGGAGUUCAAUGUACCAGUUGAAGAAAACAUUGAAGAUCAUGUACGAUCGAAGAUUACAGAACCAGCAGUUAGAGGAACACUCAAUGUACUGCAGGCUUGUUCAAGAGCAGGGUCGGUUAAGAGGAUUGUAUUUACAUCUUCUAUCAGUACCAUUACUGCCAAAGAUGAUAAAGGAGAAUGGAGAGAAUUGGUAGAUGAAUCAUCUGUUACACCAAUAAAUGGAGUUUGGAACACAAAGCCUAGAGGAUGGGUCUAUAUUCUAUCAAAGCUCUUGACAGAGGAAAAGGCCUUCCAAUUUGCUAAGGAGAAAUGCAUUGAUUUGGUAUCGAUUAUCCCACCCACAGUAGCAGGUCCCUUCCUAACAACAGAUGUUCCUGCAAGUGUUCAAGUUCUGCUGUCACCUGUCACAGGUGAUCCCAACCUCUACCCAAUACUGGUUUCAGUGCACUCAAGAUUGGGAUCGAUCCCAUUAGUUCACAUUGAAGACAUAUGCAAUGCACAUAUAUUUCUAAUGGAACAACAAGGGGCUGAAGGUAAAUUUCUUUGCUCCGUUGGAAGCUCCACCCUGCCUCAGUUAACCGAUCUUCUCUCUUUGGAGUACCCUUACUUCAGUUCUGAAAGGUUUGCCAAGGGAUUCCACAAUGCGAUCCCACCGGUGAUUUCUUCCAAACGUCUAACCAAUUUGGGUUUUAAAUUUAAAUAUGGUGUGAAAGAUAUCAUAGAGCAGAGUGUUGCCUGUUGCAUUAAGAAUGGUUUUCUGAAGUGUCCCAUUACAGAAGGUAUAAACAACUGAACCAUGAACAAUUUUUGGUCAAAUUUUGAAGAUAGACUAGAAGAACCUGCGAGCAUGAAGAACAUAGAAUCGCGUAGGUACCAACAAGCAGAGUUCUUUACACCAUACAUGUAUGUAGGUUUUGUUCAGUUUGUUGUUUAUGAUGACUGAGGAGAUUCAUCAAAAGAUGGUCAUGCUAAGAUCUACUUAUCUAAACAUUUAUCGAAAGAUUCUACCUGUGUAUGAUGCUCAAUUGACAAAGAUGUUACUGAGGGAUACUCUGCAUGUUAUUGAAACGUAACUUCUA
Molecule: messenger RNA, 1436 nt
Organism: Elaeis guineensis (African oil palm)
Lineage: Eukaryota; Viridiplantae; Streptophyta; Magnoliopsida; Arecales; Arecaceae
Product: putative anthocyanidin reductase
Molecular function (GO): oxidoreductase activity, acting on the CH-OH group of donors, NAD or NADP as acceptor
Source: RefSeq, a predicted model, not a curated record